Molecule: messenger RNA, 162 nt
Organism: Phytophthora nicotianae INRA-310
Lineage: Eukaryota; Oomycota; Peronosporomycetes; Peronosporales; Peronosporaceae
Exons: 1
Coding region: 1-162 (53 amino acids)
Source: RefSeq, a predicted model, not a curated record
AUGGCUCGCAUCGUCAAGACAGCGCAGACACUAGGCCCACGGAAGAGUGUCUAUACAGUGCUUAUCCAGAGCAUCUUCCUUGACCUGAGCAAGAUGUACAGACUAGCACGAUUAGAGCUGUUCUAUUUUGUGGAUGGUCUCGUAGUGUCGGUCACUUCGUAG